This is a messenger RNA of Arabidopsis arenosa, 3268 nucleotides long. NCBI's taxonomy places the organism in Eukaryota, Viridiplantae, Streptophyta, Magnoliopsida, Brassicales, Brassicaceae. The record is from the annotation of a GenBank genome assembly.
AAACUCUGUUGUUUAUUUUGAGAGUACAGAGAUUGAUAAUGACUAAGUGUGUUGUUCCUCUUUCUUUUGUUCAGAGCUGCAUUGGGCAUAGAGGAGCUGCUAAACUCUUCCAUUCCCGAUUAUAUAAAAAUGGGUUAGAAAAAGAUGUCUACUUUUGCAACAAUCUCAUCAAUGCUUAUCUUGAAACGGGUGAUUCUGUUUCUGCACGUAAGGUGUUUGACGAAAUGCCUCUUAGGAACUGCGUUUCUUGGGCGUGUGUUGUUUCUGGAUAUAGCCGUAAUGGAGAACAUAAGGAAGCUUUAGUGUUCUUGAGAGAUAUGGUUAAAGAAGGGGUUUUUUCAAAUCAGUACGCUUUUGUUAGUGCGCUUCGAGCUUGUCAGGAGUUAGAUUCUGUUGGGAUUCUUUUUGGGAGACAAAUUCAUGGCCUGUUGUUCAAACUUUCUUAUGCAGUGGAUGCAGUUGUUUCUAAUGUGCUCAUAUCAAUGUAUUGGAAAUGCGGAGGGUCUCUCGGUUAUGCUCUCCGUGCUUUCGAUGACAUACAAGUUAAGAAUUCUGUAUCAUGGAAUUCGAUUAUUUCGGUUUAUUCACAGACUGGGGAUCAGAGAUUUGCAUUUAAAAUGUUCUCUAGCAUGCAAUGUGAUGGUUCUAGACCAACUGAAUACACUUUUGGUAGUCUUGUAACUACUGCUUGUUCUUUGACUGAACCAGAUGUUCGUUUACUCGAGCAGAUCAUGUGCACCAUCCAGAAAUCUGGUUUUCUCACAGAUCUUUUUGUUGGCAGCGGACUGGUGAGUGCAUUUGCAAAGUCUGGCUCAUUGAGUUAUGCUAGGAAGGUUUUUAAUCAGAUGGAAACAAGAAAUGCGGUCACCUUAAAUGGUCUAAUGGUUGGUCUGGUGCGACAGAAAUGGGGAGAAGAAGCAACUAAGCUCUUUAUGGAUAUGAAUAGCAUGAUUGAUGUCAGUCCUGAGUCAUACGUGAUUCUCCUGAGCUCAUUUCCUGAGUAUUCUUUAGCUGAGCAAGUAGGUCUGAUAAAAGGCAGAGAGGUUCAUGGACAUGUAAUAACAACUGGCUUAGUUGACUUCAUGGUUGGCAUUGGAAAUGGCCUUGUUAAUAUGUAUGCUAAAUGCGGCUCAAUAGCUGACGCUAGACGUAUUUUCUGUUUUAUGACGGAGAAAGAUUCUGUCUCCUGGAACUCCAUGAUCACUGGUCUUGACCAAAACGGCUAUUUCCUAGAAGCAGUGGAACACUACCAAAGUAUGAGACGACAUGAAAUCUUGCCUGGAAUUUUCACACUGAUUAGUUCUAUAAGCUCAUGCGCGAGCCUGAAUUGGGCAAAAUUAGGACAACAGAUUCAUGGAGAAGGCCUCAAGUUGGGGAUUGAUUUGAAUGUUUCGGUUUCAAAUGCGCUUAUGACACUGUAUGCAGAGACCGGCUAUCUCAAUGAAUGCCGUAAGAUAUUUUCCUCCAUGCCAGAGCAUGAUCAGGUGUCUUGGAAUUCCAUAAUAGGAGCUUUAGCUAGUUCAGAAAGGUCAUUACCUGAAGCCGUGGCAUGUUUCUUGAAUGCGCUACGAGCAGGACAGAAACUUAAUAGAAUAACCUUUUCAAGCGUUCUUUCAGCCGUGUCAUCCCUUUCAUUUGGUGAACUGGGCAAGCAGAUACACGGGCUAGCUUUAAAGUACAAUAUUGUAGAUGAAGCAACCACUGAAAAUGCGCUUAUAGCUUGUUAUGGGAAGUGUGGGGAGAUGGAUGGGUGUGAGAAGAUAUUUUCUAGAAUGUCAGAGAGAAGAGAUGAUGUAACUUGGAACUCAAUGAUCUCCGGAUAUAUACAUAAUGAGCUCCUUGCCAAGGCCUUGGAUUUGGUCUGGUUUAUGUUGCAAACGGGUCAGAGAUUGGAUAGUUUCAUGUAUGCGACUGUUCUUAGCGCGUUUGCUUCUGUUGCAACGCUAGAGCGUGGCAUGGAAGUGCAUGCUUGUUCGGUGAGAGCUUGUUUAGAUUCUGAUGUGGUAGUUGGGAGUGCACUUGUUGACAUGUAUUCCAAAUGUGGAAGACUAGAUUAUGCUUUGAGGUUUUUUAACACAAUGCCUGUAAGAAAUUCAUAUUCUUGGAACUCUAUGAUUUCGGGCUUUGCACGACAUGGGCAAGGAGAAGAAGCUUUGAAGCUUUUUGCAAAUAUGAAGCUCGAUGGCCAAACACCACCUGACCAUGUUACAUUCGUGGGAGUCUUGUCAGCUUGUAGCCACGCGGGUCUGCUUGAAGAAGGGUUUAAACAUUUCGAAUCUAUGAGUGAUUCUUAUGGCUUAGUUCCUAGGAUUGAACACUUCUCAUGUAUGGCUGACUUGCUAGGCCGUGCAGGUGAACUCGAUAAGUUGGAAGAUUUCAUCAAUAAAAUGCCAAUGAAGCCUAAUGUUCUCAUCUGGAGGACUGUUCUUGGGGCUUGUUGCAGAGCAAAUGGUCGAAAAGCAGAAUUAGGAAAGAAAGCAGCAGAAAUGCUUUUUCAAUUGGAGCCAGAAAAUGCUGUAAACUAUGUGCUACUUGGUAACAUGUAUGCUGCUGGAGGAAGAUGGGAAGAUUUAGUAAAGGCGAGAAAGAAAAUGAAAGAUGCAGAUGUGAAAAAGGAAGCUGGUUAUAGUUGGGUCACCAUGAAGGAUGGAGUCCAUAUGUUUGUUGCUGGGGAUAAGUCACACCCAGACGCGGAUGUGAUCUACAAGAAGCUCAAGGAGCUCAAUAGAAAGAUGAGAGACGCAGGUUAUGUGCCACAGACAGGAUUUGCCUUGUAUGAUCUAGAGCAAGAGAACAAGGAAGAGAUUCUGAGCUAUCACAGCGAGAAGCUAGCUGUAGCUUUUGUUCUCGCAGCCCAGGGAGCUCUACGCUGCCAAUCAGAAUAAUGAAGAACCUCAGAGUUUGCGGUGAUUGCCACUCUGCCUUCAAGUAUAUAUCAAAGAUCGAAGGGAGACAGAUAAUCCUAAGGGAUUCAAACAGGUUUCAUCAUUUUCAAGAUGGUGAAUGUUCGUGUAGUGAUUUCUGGUGAUACCAUGAGUCUCAAAGGUGAGUUGUGCGUUUGAAGAGCUGCAAGUGCCGCCAAAAGAUGGAUUUGUCUGUUCGCAAGGUUUACAAUAAUGAGGUGCUCAUGUCUUACAUAAAAUGAUCUUUAGCUCUCUGAACGAUCACACUUGAUUCUGAAUGUAGAUGGAGGUUUAUGGCUUAUGUUGUUAAUGAGGCUCUAAGAGUCUCUUUGUCUUGAAUUAGACGAUAAAAUUAGGACUUAUUU